AUGGGAAGAAAUGCUCCUAAAGAUAAACCACUGCAGGCAAUGUAUGAGACACCAUCUAUAUCUGAUCUGCGGGGUCUGCUAUGGUCAAACAGACAGCCUUUUGGACCAGUCAGUCUUAUCUGGCCCAGUCUGUUCAUCGGAGAUGAGUCAACUGCUCGUGAUAAAGCACUCCUCGCCGGGCUGGGAAUCACUCAUGUUGUAAACUGUGCCGAUGGAGCGCAUCGCAUCAACACAGGCGCUCAGUUCUACUCAGACAUGAGUAUCAGUUACUGUGGAGUCGAGGCUGCAGAUCACCCACAGUUUGAUUUGAGCCAGUAUUUCAGCUCCACUGCAUCCUUCAUUAAAGCCGCUCUCACUCCAAAUGGCAAGUCUGACUUCUUUGACCUUUUGCUGACUAAUUUUGUCAGCGAUUGUAAAGUGCUGGUCCACUGUGCAAUGGGAGUCAGUCGCUCUGGAGCUUUGGUCCUGGCCUUCCUCAUGAUGUGUGAAAACCUGACGCUUACAGACGCCAUUAUCGCUGUCAGACUGAACAGAGAUAUCUGUCCCAACUCAGGCUUUCUAAAGCAGCUCAGAGCUCUGGACAAACAUUUGAGGAGCUGA
Molecule: messenger RNA, 600 nt
Organism: Danio rerio (zebrafish)
Lineage: Eukaryota; Metazoa; Chordata; Actinopteri; Cypriniformes; Danionidae
Source: RefSeq, a predicted model, not a curated record